AUGGGUUACUGGCUGGAGCUAAGAGCCUGGCUCCUGCGCGAUCCUGCCAAACUCAUACGCUACCUCGUGCUCUUCGUCUGCAGCAUAAUCGUUAUAGUGCAGCUCUACGAGUGCUUUUCCAAGCUAUCCGAUCCGCCUAUAUCCACGCACUCGUAUUAUAAUGUCAAUCACACCAUAGAAAUGCCUGCGAUUACGCUUUGUCGCGAACCGCCCUAUCGAGAGGAUGUUUUAACAAAUAUUUCCCGUGGAUAUUGUCCCCAUCCGAAAUAUGCGACCUGCUGGAUGGAUUAUCCUUUUGGUGAAAUUCCCUUUGAAGAGUUCUUUGCCAACGGCACCUUUGAACAGGACGAGACAUUCUACCUAUAUGGAUUGAAUGGCGAUAAAAAUAAUGUUGUCAUCGACAGCAGCAUACACUUUUAUAUGGGUCGCUGUUACACUCUGCGUCCAGUCACGGCCAUGAAACGGGUAUCCAGGGCGGCGGGCUAUUCCCUUAUGCUGGAGCAUAAUGCGAACAAAUUGGCCAGCGAUGUGGAUCUAACGGCUGGCGCGGGCUGGCACGUGUUCAUCCACGACAAGCGCGAGAACUUUACGGAGAUCAACAUGAAAGGCUCGGGCCGCGUGGAGUAUGUCUUUGUGAACAUCAAUGAGGAAAUUGAAAUUAAGCUACAGAGCCAGGUAUUUUCGAAUGUGGAAACACACACCGAAACCUGCUCCAGAGCGGACGGCUACAGUGAUCUAAAGUGUGGCGAGAUAUGCAUCUGGCAAGAUCUGGGUGAUGAGGUGGACUGCUCGGGUCCCUGGAUGCAUGAGAUUAAUCACGAGCCCUGCAACAAUACGAAAUCUAUGCGCAAUCUCAUCGAAAACUACAGAGCGGUGUACGAAAGCAGCGAUGAUUACGAAUGCGACUGCCUGGAGCCUUGCGAGUCGCGCAUCUAUACGACCUACAUACAGAGCCGGAAAACCUUCUAUCAGCCCGAACCGCGCACAUUGCUCUAUAUAUACUACACGACCAAGCUGAUAUCGAUGAUUGAAGAGCGUCCCAGCUAUGAUACAACCCAGUUUAUAGCAGAUGUCGGUGGCUCUCUUGGUUUUCUGCUUGGCCUCUCAGUGCUGGGCAUCAUCGGCAUAUUGGAGCAUUUAACAUUAUUCUUCUGCGGCGACUGCAUAAAGCGCCUCCAACUGAAGAACGAGCAGCGCAAUCGCUCCGACAGCCCCGAGGAUGGGCAAUCGCAGGCCAGCGUCGAGACGCUGGACAUCAAUGACGUCUUCACAGUGGAGAAAGCGCAAUUGGGCAAAUAUUGA
This is a messenger RNA of Drosophila novamexicana, 1302 nucleotides long. It is a transcript of the gene ppk17, whose product is annotated as acid-sensing ion channel 4-A. Gene Ontology annotation, molecular function: ligand-gated sodium channel activity. Gene Ontology annotation, cellular component: membrane. Gene Ontology annotation, biological process: sodium ion transmembrane transport. Bases 1 to 1302 code for a protein of 433 amino acids. Lineage: Eukaryota; Metazoa; Arthropoda; Insecta; Diptera; Drosophilidae. The transcript has 8 exons. The record is from RefSeq and is a predicted model, not a curated record.